AUGGGUUUUGAUCAAAUCAAGGGACUUUAUGCUAAUGAUGUUAAUUUUGGCAAGAUUUUUGUAGAUCGUAAGUUGGGUCCUUUUGAGAGGUUUAAUCUCCAAGAUGGGUAUCUCUUUAAGGAAAAUAAGUUGUGUAUCCCUAAUUGCCCUUUACGUGAAGUAUUUGUAAGGGAAGCACAUUGUGGAGGACUUAUGGGUCACUUUGGAGUCCCACAGAUACUAGACAUACUUGCUGAAAAUUUCUUUUGGCCUGGAAUGAGAAAAGAUGUUGAAAGAAAGACAAAGGCCGAGAUGAAGAAAAUAAUUCAUGAGCAAACAAGGCUUGCAAUUGAGAAGAGAAAUGAGCAAACUUCCUUGAGAAAGAAUAAGGGUCGAAAACAAGUUAUUUUUAAACCUGGAGAUUUAGUUUGGGUUCACUUUAGAAAGGAGAAAUUUCCUUCCAAAAGGAAGUCAAAGUUGCAUCCUAGAGGAGAUGGUCCAUUUCAAGUCCUUGAAAGGAUUGGAGAUAAUGCUUACAAGCUGGACCUUCCUGGUGAGUUUCAAGCUGAUCGGAGUCUGCGACAGAAAGAGAGUGUUACACUAGAGCGGUUGAGAAUUGACUUUGAGGACCUAAAAUUGGAUGAUGUUGAAAGUUUACAAGGAGUUCCUUAUCUGGCAAUUGGUAAACAUCUUUGUGGGCCUGCUACAGAUAUGACUUUAAGAUGUUGCAUCGGGGAACAAUGUGAUGAUUCUCCUUCUGAAUCGACUUGCCACAUGAUCGGCCUAGCUAUAGCUACAUGCUGUCAUCAUCUUUGUCAGUGGAAGCAUUACAUAAAUAAGCAAUAUAUGUUGAAUUCGGGAAUCAGCAAGGAUGAUUUCAAUGCCAUGACAUGGUUUACCAGCUGGGCCGUCGAUGCAGAUCAUGGUUCAGACCUUAGUGGCACUGAUUGGUCUUUUGAUCUACAGAUCAGGGAAAAUGAGCAUGUAGAAUCUGAUCUAAAUACAUAUGAAGUCAGAGACAUGGUGAAAGAUAUGAAGGCUGUGGAUAGAGCCGUCGUAGGGUUGAUGUGUAAGGAUAUUAUAGAUGUUGGGAGGUUUAUGUGGCUCAAGGAACAUGGACUUGAAUGUGAGCUUGUCAAGUAUGUUCAGUCAAAUAUCUCUCCAGAAAACCGUUUGUUGGUCGGUCGGCAGAAAAGCUGAGUGAUAACGUGCUGCUAUACACUGCA
This is a messenger RNA of Nicotiana tabacum (common tobacco), 1205 nucleotides long. The record is from RefSeq and is a predicted model, not a curated record. NCBI's taxonomy places the organism in Eukaryota, Viridiplantae, Streptophyta, Magnoliopsida, Solanales, Solanaceae.